Fonsecaea multimorphosa CBS 102226 is the source of this 1452-nucleotide messenger RNA. RefSeq lists its product as uncharacterized. NCBI's taxonomy places the organism in Eukaryota, Fungi, Ascomycota, Eurotiomycetes, Chaetothyriales, Herpotrichiellaceae. Gene Ontology annotation, biological process: L-serine biosynthetic process; dephosphorylation. The coding region runs from base 1 to 1452 and encodes 483 amino acids. Gene Ontology annotation, molecular function: magnesium ion binding; L-phosphoserine phosphatase activity. Gene Ontology annotation, cellular component: cytoplasm. The transcript has a single exon. The record is from RefSeq and is a predicted model, not a curated record.
AUGGCAUCACCUUCUCGCUCUCGCAAGCCCAGCUUGGCAAAGGACUUUCUCAGCGGCAGUACCUUUCUCGAUGAUCAUCUCGAAUACAAAUCGCGCCAAACGGGGCCCUCAGCAAGUAUUGAUGGACUUCUGGAGCAGCCUCCUCGAGUCCCUCGGAGCGCGGUUUCCAAUCUUUCUCUCUCGAGUGCGUCGAGAAGAUCGAUCAGUGCGAUCCCUCCCUCACCGAUAAUUGCUCAAGAGAGUGGAACCGUGCACACAAUCUCCCAUACCAAUUGCGUUCCUGAGCUUGGUGAUCCCGCAAGGCUUGUCGCAACCAUCUUCUACAACUCGAGCGCGCCACGGCAUCCCCAUAUACACCCAGAUCAAUCGCCUCCUGCCCAUCCUACAGAUCCAAUUCCAGUCCCAGAGAUUGCUGAAGGCUCGGCUCCAACCACGAGCAUUUCAGAGUAUCCCCUCGAACCGCCCGCACCCGAACCUCAACCUCUUGAUCAUCUGUACGGCGCCUACAUAUCUCAAUUGUGCUUGACGCAUUUCCUCUCUACACUUGAUAGCCUCCUGGUGCACAAUACGUCGGAUGAGAGGCAGCUGACUUCUUCCCACCGAUGUUUGGCACCGGACCCAUUCAAGCCAAGAGUCAUGGAGAUUACGUUUAGCCCCCCUCCGAACCCCGAAUACUUGCCUUCUGCCCUCAUCUCCAAGCACGAAUCGAUCUACAAGUUCGAAAGAGAAUGGAAUUGCGAGAUCAUUAUACAACCCUCCAAUGUCUACCGCCGACAUAAACGUCUGUGUGUCUUUGACAUGGAUUCCACCCUCAUCCGUCAGGAAGUGAUUGACGAGAUUGCAGCGUUUGUCGGGGUCAAAAAGGAAGUCGCUGCCAUCACCGAGCGCGCUAUGAACGGAGAACUCGACUUUGCGGCCUCCCUCAAAGCAAGAGUGGCACUGCUGAAGGGUGUGCCAGGUGACGUGUUUGAACAGCUAAAACCGAAAAUUGUCAUCACUCCGGGCGCGAAAGAGUUAUGCAAAUGCCUGAAACGGCUCGGCUUCACACUUGCCGUCUUCAGUGGUGGAUUCCAGCCUCUUGCAAACUGGCUUGCUGGUGAACUGGGGCUCGACCACGCGUUCGCGAAUCACCUUGCCGUGGACCCAGAUUCGAGUACAUUGACCGGGGAACUCGAGUCUUCGUAUCCAAUCGUGGAUUCUCAACACAAACGGAACCUGUUGAUAAGCUUAGCCAGCAACAAGGGGAUUCCACUUGUGCAGACAAUGGCGGUAGGAGACGGCGCGAACGAUAUCCCCAUGCUCAAGACGGCCGGUCUCGGUGUCGCAUGGAGAGCCAAAUCCAAGGUCCAGAUGGAGGCGCCCGCGCGAUUGAACAUUGGCGAGAGUAUGCUGGACUUGGCCUACUUGUUGGGCUUGUCAAAGGAAGAAAUCGACCAGCUGUUGCAGGACUAG